Suillus subaureus is the source of this 5124-nucleotide messenger RNA. Its product is annotated as Sec23-binding domain of Sec16-domain-containing protein. The record is from RefSeq and is a predicted model, not a curated record. The transcript is spliced from 8 exons. Bases 1 to 5124 code for a protein of 1707 amino acids. Gene Ontology annotation, biological process: COPII vesicle coat assembly; autophagy; Golgi organization. NCBI's taxonomy places the organism in Eukaryota, Fungi, Basidiomycota, Agaricomycetes, Boletales, Suillaceae. Gene Ontology annotation, cellular component: endoplasmic reticulum exit site; ER to Golgi transport vesicle membrane.
AUGAGUACUGUGGAAGCUGCAGCUUCGCUAUUUGGUUCAGAUGGCGAUUCUGGGCCGGAUCCGUUUGCGGUUAUUGGCAAUGAGGAGACUGACACGACACCACCUGCCGGGUUGACGGUACAUGAGCAUGGACAGCAUGAUUCUGCUUCUUAUUCAUCUGACAUGGGCCAGGACGCUUCCAGCUUGUUCGCUGAAGAAAUUCCCCAGGGCGUUCAGCCUUUUGAACAAGAUCCUUGGUCAGUUGCUGUGGACCACGAUGUCAGUGUUCCCGUAGACCAGGUUCCUGACAACUCGCAAUACUCUGCUACCGGUUACGAACAGUCUCAAGAGCGGUCCUCUCCGUCUGGUUACUCCACAACUCAACCGCAGGCCUCAUAUGUCCAACAACCAGUACAAGGAAGUCAUAGUGCCAGCGGUGCAGCGAGUGCUUAUCACCAGUACACACCAGAAUCAACUGCCAAUUCCUCACAAUACGGCGGGAGUCAAUAUCUGAGCCAACCAUAUGCGCCGGUACAUGGCAGCUACGAUCAUUACAAGCUCACCGCUAAUACCGCACCAACUCGCGCAUCGCAACCACCUGCUGCACCCGCCGACUCUCAAACAGCAUACGAGCCCUAUAACCCUAUGACACGUUCGGUUUCUCAACCUUAUUCGUCGUCUGCGUACGCUGCACCUCCUAAACCAGCUUCUCCUAGCAUCCCUCCCCCUCCUGCACAGGUUCCUCCCGCGAUGUCGGCUGCAUCUUAUCGUCCACAGAAGUCGAAUGCGUAUGACCCCCCUCUUCCUCCUCCGAAGGUGUCAAAGCGUGCUGUGAGCGCACGCGCACCGGCCUUGGGACAGUAUCCAUCGUAUGGCCAGCCCUCGCCAGUCCCCCCUGUACCCGCUGUACCCGCUGCUCUCCCUCCCCCCUCUGACAGUACUCGGUACGGCAGCCUCUCCGGUAACGUGACACAACCUCCAAUUUCCCAUGCACCUCCGCGAGCGCAAGUGACACGUCAGCUUACAGGCGCCUUGGGUGUUACCUCGCCACCCGAGUUUUCACAACAGCUCCCUCAACCGUCUGCUGAUCAUUACGCGCAACGUGGGAUAUCACACACGGACGCUCACACAUCCCCAUUGGUUGCCCCUCCUCCACACAGGAAUUCCCCGACACUUCCACAAAACUCUUAUACACAGGAAUUACUUGAUGAAGCACCUACUCCUAAACAAGGUUCAUCCAGCUCAUUUACGGAGUGUAUGCCAGUUGCAUCCCCUUCCACUGAGACAUAUCCGCUGCCAAGUCAUGACCUGCACUUAGAGAGUCGUGCUUACACAUCUGAUGAUAUGCCCUGGGACGACCCGGAAAGUCUGCAGACUGAGGCUAUUGAGACGACAUCAUCUUCUCUCCAUGCCGUUCAAGAUCCUUAUACGCCUCCACUUCCUGCAGAGCACGGAGGUUUGGAUGGUUCCACGAAGCCGCAUAGCAGCCCACCUUCUUCCUCACCUAGAGGCAAGGUGCAUCAACACCAAGACACGAUGAUAAUACGAGGCUCAAUGCUACGACGAUCCCCUUCUCAUUCCAGAGAUGGAUCUAACGGUUCAAAUGUAUCAUCCCUGCGUAGUCCGGUAAAGAGGGUUUCCUCUCCUUUACGCAACGCUUUCAAUUCCGGUGAACAGGAUAUGUAUCCUGGUCCUCCCCAUCCGGCUUCUGCAUAUGAGCCAUCACAAUAUACCGCGCCCAACAGAGCGACAUCUCCUAGUUCGGUUCGCUCGUUCGCAAGCCAUGCAGGAUCUGUCAAGAGUGCCUACAGCUCGACAGCUCCAACUGCAGUGAGCAGUUACGAGCCCAGAUUGCAUGCCACGUAUGAGAGGACUUCAUCCCCCGUCUUCCAUCAUUCGCGUCAGACCUCUCCGGCCCCUGAUCCAUAUGCGCUUACCAAGAAUGUUGUGGCUCUGGUUCAGUCCGAAAAUCGUGAUCGUUCGGGUUCUAAUGGAUCCUUGCAUUCCACGGCCUCCAUGUCUAUGGGAAUCCCCUCUCAGCGCGAAGUUAACGGGUUUGUUUCUAAGCCUCGUCCUGGUGAACCAAGCUCGUACGGCGCAGUGUCUGCGUAUAGUCAGGAGCUUCUCAUUUCACCUGCGGUUCGCCCUCCAUAUGCACCCUCCCCUUCUCUCUUAGGCUCAAACGAUCCUUUGGGUCGGACAUCUACGCGAGCUCCAGUGAUCAGUUUUGGUUUUGGUGGCAAGAUGAUUACGUGUUUCCACAGCUCCCCUGACCUUAUCACUGGAUAUGACGUUGCGUUGUCGUCUCGUCAUUCGACAGAUGUGCGUGUACGCGUGUUGCACAAACUUCUCCCCGAAUUUGCGCUUGAACCUUCUGCCGCUACUUAUCCUGGUCCUUUGUUUUCUGACCCUGGUACACCUGUCAGUAUCGUGCGCACUGGGGCGUCAUCUCAGGUGAAAACGAAGAAGGCACGCGUCGUCAAGUAUCUGGAGGAUCGGAUUGGAGAAAUUUCACGUGGGACAACGUAUAUGUCAGACGGAACCGAGAAACAGCGUACUGAGGGAAAGUUGGUUCUGGUCAAGCUGCUCAAGAUCAUGGUUGAGAAUGAUGGUGCACUGUCGGGAAGUACUCACAUUGACUCAGCUGUAAGAACGGCACUGCUUCCUCGCAUUGCCGCAUCUGAGGGUGGUGAGAUCUCGACGCCGGGUUUUGCUUCUUGUAUGCCCAAUACCCUUGGUACGAUUCCUGGCUCCAACGGUGGUCACCCUGGCACGAGUGAGACACCCAUCUCAGUUUCUGUGGUCCUUCCAUCCGCAUUAGACAAGAUACAGGAAUUCCUUGUGAGAGGUGAAAGGAGACAAGCUUAUCACUAUGCGCUGGAUGAGAAACUGUGGGCACACGCGAUGGUCAUCGCAAGCAGCAUCGACAAGGAGGCUUGGAAGGAUGUUGUCAAUGAAUUCCUCAAGGGAGAGUUAGGCGUUCAUGAUGCACAGCGGACGGUCUUUGUUGGACGAGGAAAAGAACCAGUUCCUCCUCCCAGUAACGGAAGGGAAUGGCUUCGUGUAGUCUACAGUCUAUUCUCUGGUCAGGGACCAACUGCUGUCCAGGAACUGAUUCCCACCAAUCUACUCGCGAGAACGACGGCUACAUUGCAAGUCCCUACACCGGCUGUUGUGCACACCACGCCAAUGUCGCCUAGUUUUCCUUCACCAGCGAUGGCAGCACAGAUCCCUGCCAAUGCUUUGUUGAAGUGGCCAGAGCUUGUGGCAUCAAUGAUCUCCAGUCCUCUGUCUCCUGAGUGGUCGGCAACCCUGACAGCACUGGGUGACUACCUUGUAUCGCAUCAACAGAUCGAAGCUGCGCAUGUAUGUUACUUGCUCUCUCCUCAGACUUCCCCAAUAGGGGGCAUUGGGAGUCCAUCGGGUCGAAUUGUCCUUAUUGGCUCGAGGAAUCCACACGCGUGGCUCUCAUUCUAUAAAGACACUGACCCCAUCAUUCUGUCCGAAAUCGCCGAGUUCGCCUUCUCGCUGAAGAGCGUCACGAAGGGACAAGAACCAUUCCACGGUCUGCCGCAUUUACAGGCAUACAAGCUUAUCAGGGCCUCGUACCUCGCAGAGAUCGGCGAGAUACAGGCAGCUAGUAGAUAUUGCGAGGCAAUUACCGCUGCAAUGACACAUCCAUCACACUAUCUCAAUUCCGUCCUUAUCGAGCAGUUGAAAGGCUUAACGGAUCGCUUGAUCGGUACUCCACAAAUGGCAAAGAGCGGAUCUUGGAUAGGUGGGAAGGUGAACAAACCUAGUCUUGACAGUAUCGGUAGUUGGCUUGAGGGACGCUUGACAAAGUUCAUCGCUGGAGAAGGGGACGAACCCCCGCCUCCGCCAGUACCGUCUAAGAGUCAGGUGUCAUCUCUAGGACCUUUCUCUCACUUUAGCGAGAUUUCAUCAGCGACAACCUCUGCCAGUCCGUCGCCUCCCCCGGGGGUGAUGAACCAGUAUUCGAUGUCAGGUGUACCGCCUCCCCGCAGACCCGGUUCCGCAAUGGCAGUUUCCACUUCUCAUUCUCAUGUGCCUAUUGAUCGUGCCUCAUCUGCCAUGGACUAUUACACACGGAAGUCGUCGUCGCCAGCUCCUCCCUUGACUGCGCCUUUGCACCCACCACGAUCAGCAUACCCUUACUCCGCACAUGGCUCAGGUAUGAAUGGGCAUCCGAUGACAAAUGGCUAUGCCCCUGCCUAUGGAGAACCGUUGUCACGAAAACCCUCGUUGGAGAUGACUGCCGAGGAGGGCCCCGAGCAACAACAGCAGGAGGCAGGAUGGUGGUCUGCCCUCAACAAUUCGGACUCUGGCCCCACACCGACCACGGCCACUUUUCACUCAGUCGAUCAUUUCCGGGCUUCGUCUGAUGGUUUCAUCUCCUUGAUGGACGACCCCGGGUUGGCUGCGGCUCCCAGCACAUCCAUGUCGAAUCGCCAGCCGCAACCAAGCUUAGAGGAUGGGGACGAUGACGAGGAUUUGGGCUUUGGCAACAACGCCAACAGACGUGAACGUCGUCAGGAAGCAACUGAAUCUGGAAGCAGUGAAAAACUUGCCACGCCUGCAGAGGACAUCAAGAAAACGGAGGAAACGAAAGCCAACAAUCCGCCAGCGACGGCUUCAGCGGCACCAAGCUCUUGGCUGGGUCGGUUCUGGAGGCGUUCUGAAACAGCCCCUGGUCCUAUCAAGGCCAGUCUUGGGCAAGAGUCGGCUUUCUAUUACGACAAAGACCUCAAGCGUUGGGUAAACAAGAAGGCUGGUGCUGAAACCACACAGCCAGCUGCACCACCCCCACCUCCUUCAAGAGCACAGACAGCCUCACCAGCGCGAGCAAGUGCUCCACUUCCUCAUGCCAACGGUGCAAGUUCAGCACCUCAGCCAGCCCGAUCUGCUUCGGCUAUUGAUUUGAGCACAUCUCCUACUGCUAAGCCACCCAUGCGGGUGCGUUCGAAUCUUGCUCCCGCUGAAGCAACAUCUCUCCCCAAUACACCAGCGCCAUCGACUCCCACGACACCUCUUCCACCACCUAGUCGCCCACGCUCGCAAGCCACCAAACGCAAUGUACGAAACCGCUAUGUUGAUGUUUUCCAACAGCAAGAGAAUGCUUCGUAG